Messenger RNA from Exophiala viscosa, 1123 nucleotides. RefSeq lists its product as uncharacterized. The transcript has 3 exons. The coding region runs from base 177 to 878 and encodes 233 amino acids. The record is from RefSeq and is a predicted model, not a curated record. Lineage: Eukaryota; Fungi; Ascomycota; Eurotiomycetes; Chaetothyriales; Herpotrichiellaceae.
GAAUAUAUAACUGUGAAGAUGACUGUCUAUGAGUCUUUCGUGUUUCAUCUCUUCCAUCCCAGCUUUCAAUACUCCUCUGGUGGUUUGUCGAUUUGCAUAUUGUAUACUUUCGAUCCUUUAGUCCUGCAUUCUCGACCCAUAGCCUCGUUGUUUGUAUAGUCAGCCGCGACCUCACUAUGCUGCUCUUUGUACUCACACUCCUCUUGUCUGCGAAUCUUGUAUCCGCCCACUUCGAGCUCCAGUACCCAGUUUGGCGAGGUGACUCCUUCCUCCCACCUGCGUCACAGUAUACAUUCCCAUGCGCCAACGUCCCAACCUCCGCCACAUCUAACGCCAACCGCACCCUGUGGCCCCUCGACGGCGGGUCUUUACUGAUCGACUUUCACCACCCGUGGACAUACGUCUCCUUCAACCUCGGUUUCGGCGGCACCACAUCGACAUUCAACAUUUCCUUGAACCCCAUGAUGCUCAACGAGACGGGUAAUGGGACGAUUUGUAUACCGAAAUGGACACUUCCAGCCGAUCUUGGGGUGGUGGAAGGCCAGGACGCGAGUUUGCAGGUCAUUACAGUUGGGGACUCGGGCACAGCAUUGUAUAAUUGCGCCGACAUUCGAUUCAGCGCCAACGCGACGUUACUGUCCAACGAUGCGUGCCAGAAUUCCAGUGGUGUCGAUAUUUACCCUCUCGUCCAGCAGUCCGCCAAUGGAUCGGUGAGUGGAGCGACGACUGUCACUGUGACUGCGAGUGGUGCUGCAGCUACAGCUACCUCAAGCAGUGGUGCGUUGAGAUGUGUAGUUGGAAUUGGGGCCGAUGGUGUGGCUGACGGUGCUUGGAUCGUUGUGGGAAUGCUGUCGCUGGCAUUUGCCGGGUGGCUCUGAGGUGAACCAAAGCAAGUUGUGACAGUUUAGUUUCAAUGGUGGCCAAAGCUAGUAGGCUGGCAGGCUGUGUUGUGAUGGUCAAUGGCCAGGCACGCCAAAGGUAGCACCGGUUCGUAGAUACAGUGACCGAGACGUGAGGCUGAAAGAAAAUAGGGGGGUUCAGCCUUGGCAGAUUAGCGAGAUCGGCUUCUCAGCCGCAGUAGGAUUAUAAGCAAGCUUGCAACAACGUAACUUCGCACUUUCAA